CAGAGAGGCUGCUGGCCGGCUUGGAGCGAGGUGCGCGCCCGCCAGGCGGACUCAGCGACUCUCUUUCCCUCACGCCCGCCAGCGCGGGGCGCAGAUUCAGUCCGGCGAAGGCGCUGCUUGCCCGCCCGCCCAACUAGAAGUCAGCCGGCGCUUGGUCAGGCAGCAUCCUUGGAAACCUCUGGCUGCCGCCGCCGCCGCCGCCGCCAGCCCCACCUCGGCAGGAGAAGGAAGAGGCGAAAAAGGCCACAAAGGGUUCUUUGUAAGGCGCGGCGGCCCCUCAGUCCCUCGGUCCUGGCCGGCGCCAGCAUGGGGGUAGCCCGCGCCGCCUUCUUAGCCUUGCUGGCGGCGUCUUCACUUCUUCCCUUCGACGCAGCAGGGGAAGUGGAGAUACCAGAUUCUGAUGAUCCAUUAGGUCAAAUGGAUGGGCAUGAUAGACCAGUUCCAACGCACAAAGGUUACUUUUUGACCUUUUUGGAACCAGUAAACAAUAUCACCAUAGUCCAGGGCCAGACAGCAAUACUUCACUGUAAAGUAGCAGGUCAUCCAUCACCCAAUGUCAGAUGGUUGAAAAAUGAUGCACCAGUCGUUCAAGAACCAAGAAGGAUCAUCAUAAGGAAAACAGACUAUGGUUCCCGAUUAAGAAUCCAAGAUCUUGACACAACCGACACUGGCUACUAUCAAUGUGUGGCUACUAAUGGGAUGAAAACAAUAACUGCAACAGGAGUUCUUUUUGUAAGGCUGGGUCCAACACACAGCCCAAAUCACAAUUUUCAGGAAGAUUACCAUGAAGAUGGGUUUUGCCAACCAUACAGGGGAGUUGCUUGUGCUCGAAUAAUUGGAAACCAAACCAUUUAUGUGGAUUCCCUUCAAAUGCAAGGGGAAAUUGAAAACCGGAUUACUGCUGCAUUUACUAUGAUCGGCACAUCCACCCAUUUAUCUGAUCAGUGCUCUCAGUUUGCCAUCCCAUCUUUCUGUCAUUUCGUGUUUCCUCUGUGUGAUGAACACUCUCGGACACCUAAACCAAGAGAGCUCUGUCGGGACGAGUGUGAAGUUCUGGAGAAUGACCUCUGUAGGCAGGAAUACAACAUUGCUAGAUCUAACCCACACAUUCUGGUGCAGCUCCAACCCCCUAAGUGUGAAGACUUGCCAUUACCAGACACUUUAGAGGCUGCCAAUUGCAUAAAAAUUGGAAUACCCAUAGAGCGACUCAACAGAUAUCACCAGUGUUACAAUGGCUCUGGAGUGGAUUAUAGAGGGACCAUCAGUGUUACCAAGGCAGGUCACAAUUGUCAGUACUGGGACUCUCAGCAUCCCCAUUCCCACAGUUUGACAAGUACAGAGUUUCCUGAACUUGGAGGAGGACAUGCGUAUUGUCGCAAUCCUGGUGGCCAGAUGGAAGGUCCCUGGUGUUUUACACAAAACAAAAACGUACGCAUGGAACUGUGUGAAGUACCUUCGUGUAGUCCUCGUGACAGCAGCAAAAUGGGGAUUCUCUAUAUCCUGGUUCCCAGCAUAGCCAUCCCUUUGGUUAUCGCCUGCCUUUUCUUCUUGGUAUGCAUGUGCAGGAACAAGCAGAAGGCAUCUGCUGCCAUUCCACAGCGUCGCCAGCUGAUGCUUUCUCCUAGCCAAGAUAUGGAAAUGCCUCUUAUAAAUCAACAUAAACAGACUAAACUAAAAGAAAUCAGUCUUUCCACUGUGAGAUUUAUGGAGGAACUAGGUGAGGAGAAGUUUGGAAAAGUUUAUAAGGGUCAUCUGUUUGGUACAACUCCAGGGGAACAAACUCAAACUGUUGCCAUCAAAACACUUAAGGAUAAAGCAGACUUAACUCUUCGUGAAGAAUUUAAGCAUGAAGCAAUGAUGCGGUCGAGAUUGCAACACCCAAAUAUAGUUUGCUUGCUAGGAAUAGUGACCAAAGAACAGCCCAUCAGUAUGAUUUUUAGCUAUUGCUCCCAUAGUGAUCUCCAUGAAUUCCUGGUUAUGAGAUCUCCCCAUUCAGAUGUUGGCAGCACCGACGAUGACAAGACAGCAAAAUCUAUUUUGGAGCCAGCAGAUUUUUUCCAUAUUGUGACCCAGAUAGCAGCUGGAAUGGAAUAUUUGUCAAGCCACCAUGUUGUCCAUAAAGACUUAGCCACGAGAAAUGUACUGGUGUUUGACAAGCUCAAUGUGAAAAUAUCUGAUUUAGGACUUUUCAGGGAAGUUUAUUCUGCUGACUAUUAUAAAUUAAUGGGAAAUACUCCACUCCCUAUACGAUGGAUGUCCCCAGAGGCAAUAAUGUAUGGCAAGUUUUCAGUUGAUUCUGACAUCUGGUCCUAUGGAGUGGUAUUAUGGGAGAUAUUCAGCUAUGGUUUGCAGCCUUACUGUGGCUACUCUAAUCAGGAUGUCAUUGAAAUGAUAAGAAACCGACAAUUUUUGCCAUGUCCUGAUGACUGCCCUGCAUGGAUUUACUCGCUGAUGUUAGAAUGCUGGAAUGAAUUUCCUAACAGAAGACCCAGAUUUAAAGACAUCCACAACAGACUGAGAACAUGGGGAAAUCUCUCUAAUUACAACAGCUCUGCACAAACAUCUGGUGCAAGCAAUACAACACAAACCAGUUCCCUCAGCACAAGCCCAGUUAGUAAUGUCAGCAACACAAGGUAUGUUGGGCCAAAGCAAAAAACACAAACUUUCCCUCAGCCACAGUUCAUACCAAUGAAAGGACAGAUAAGACCUAUGGUCCCACCUCCUCAGCUGUAUAUUCCAGUCAAUGGUUACCAACCAAUGCCAGCUUAUGGAGCCUAUCUGCCAAAUUUUUACCCAGUCCAAAUCCCAAUGCAAUUGGCUCAGCAGAUGGCUCCUCAGAUGAUUCCAAAGCCAGGAUCCCAUCACAGUGGAAGUGGUUCCACAAGUACAGGAUACGUGACUACAGCCCCCUCCAAUGCUUCUGUGGCUGACAGGGCUGCUCUGCUGUCAGAAGGUACAGAUGAUGUACAUAAUGCAAUAGAGGAUGUUGCUCAAAGUCUGGUUCAGGAAGAGGAAGAGGAGGAAGGUUCAGUGCCUGAAACAGAAUUGUUGGGUGAUAAUGACACUGUUCAGAUGGACGAGACAGAAUUUCAGUCAGAAGCCUAAGAUAGUUGCUUAUAACACACACAAAACUGGACAUUUCUUCAAGAUGGCUGGAGACUGUAGUCCUGACUUGCAUAAUUCAUGUUUUUCUUUGCUCUCUUAGGCACACCUACUAAUCCAAGACCACAUAACAUGCAGCAGUAAUGAUAUACCGUGUUUAUGCAUCAUUAUUUCCAGCAGAUGUCUGUAAACAUGAAGAUAUAGAAUUGCCAUGUUGAAAUCUAUAGCUGACUUCAAUUCUUGCAGGGAGGCUGCUUUUAUAAUAUACUGUUGCUGUGCAACAUAUAAUUGAAAUGCAUUGCACAUCAUGUAUAUCUUGAUCUUUGAUUGUAAUUUUUAAUGAAUUCUGGUCAAAUCAGUAACACCCCCCCCCCCCAAAAAAAAAGCUGAACUAUGGUAAUAAAGAGACUGGUUCUGCUUUACAAAAGAUGCCCGAGAUUCAAUGGAUAUAUGGAUAUCUACCUAACAGAAUAUUUAUUUCACUGAUGCAGGAAUGUUCAAGGCAGAGAUUCAGACAUAGGAAAAUUCAUGUAAUAUUGAUACAAACUGGAAAUAGAAUAGAGGUAGAGUUCAGGGGAAAAGGCAGAAUGGCUCAAACACAUUUCUGUUAGUGACUGAGCACUGUACAACUUUCCUACUGAGAUCAGUUAUUUCUUUAUGAAUGAAUGGAUAUCCUACAUAUAUUUGUUACAGAUAACAGAUGAACAACAGAUGAAAAGUCUGGAUGCUAUGCACUAAUCUGAAAAAGACUCUUUUUACAGUUGGUGUUCAAAUUGUGGAAAAGGACUCAAAUGUACAUUAGCAUGUUGUAUUUCCCUAAUUGAUCAUUAAGAAUUUUAAUCUUUUUUAUUUGUGUUAAGAUGGUGCUAGAAGUGUACACACAAAGCCUUCUUUAUUUUUAUCUUUGUUUAGUGACUAUAGAUUGUUAAAGACCAAGAUAAGCAAUAUUGUACAGAAUUUGAGGUUUUCUAGUUUUUUUUUAUUGAGAGAUGAAUCAUGUACAGACUUUAAAAUGUAAUUUAUGUUUUCUUACAUUUUUAUAUACCUUUUUUGUUAAAACAUUUGGAUCUUUGAAAAGAAUGCCUAUAUAAUUUAACCAUUUAUAUUACAAUUUGUAAUAUUUUAAAUGAAACUAAAAUUUGGUGUCGUAAUAAAACUGGUCUAAACAUUU
Molecule: messenger RNA, 4273 nt
Organism: Heteronotia binoei (common prickly gecko)
Lineage: Eukaryota; Metazoa; Chordata; Lepidosauria; Squamata; Gekkonidae
Gene: ROR2
Product: receptor tyrosine kinase like orphan receptor 2
Exons: 9
Coding region: 307-3105 (932 amino acids)
Biological process (GO): multicellular organism development; positive regulation of kinase activity; cell surface receptor protein tyrosine kinase signaling pathway
Cellular component (GO): signaling receptor complex
Molecular function (GO): ATP binding; transmembrane receptor protein tyrosine kinase activity; protein binding
Source: RefSeq, a predicted model, not a curated record